UCCUGCUGCCCGUCACAACCUACUGCAAACACUACGACAAGCAGUUUCUGCAUUCAAAGCUACUGCCCCACGCCAGCCUUCCCAUCGCUCAGAACACACCCCUUCUGCACUACUCAACGGCAAGUAUGUCUUCGUCAGGUGCGAUGCUCUCCGCAACCCACUUCAACGCCCCUACGACGGACGCUUCCCGGUUUUUGCAUGGUCAGCGAAGUUCCCGACGAUCAUUGGCACUGGCAGACACGACACCGUCAGCAUCGCUCGAGUGAAGCCGGCCACCUUACCCAAUGGGCCCCCAGCCCAGCAUUACCCCCAACAAACCACGUCUGCACCAGUCUGCCCACAGUUCUAUGAGCCCUCCUUUCGUUCUCAGGUACCUACUACUCCUGAUGAGGAUCCUGCAUCCGAACCUAUGGACCCAGACACCCCUCCCGGCGCCCCUGAGGACUUUGCACCUGCCACGAGAGAAAAGAUGAUUAAGGCAUCCGUCCACUGGUUCAGGCAUGGGCUGCGUCUCCAUGACAACCCUGCCCUACUGGAAUCAAUAAAGGACACGGAGAAGUUCUAUGCUGUCUUCAUCCAUGAUGGACACACAGCAGGUACAAAUAUAACUGGGUACAAUCGACUGAACUUCUUAACUGAAACCUUGAAUAGCUUAGAUGAACAGUUGCGUGAAGUUGGGUCACAACUGUUUGUGUUCAAGGGAAACCCGACAGAAAUAUUCAGGAUUCUACACAAAGAAGCUGGGAUCACCCGCAUCACAUGUGAACAGGACUGUGAAGCAAUAUGGAAUAAACGUGAUGGCGAUGUAAGAAAUUUGUGUCAGGAACUUGGAAUGGAUUUUGUCGAAAGGAUCUCACAUACGCUAUGGGACCCCUUCAAGAUAAUUGAGAACAAUGGUGGCCAGCCUCCUCUUACCUAUGAGAUGUUCUUGCAAGUUGCACAGACUCUAGGUCUUCCUCCUCGGCCAUGCCCAGAUCCUGAUUGGAGCAAUGUAUUGUUUGGAGAAAUUUCUGAUGAACUUGCAGCCAAACUAAAGUUAUGUCCUCAUGUUCCCAAACCAGAAGAGCUCGGAUGCACUAAAAAAAAUGGAGAAUGUCCAGUAUAUGUGGGAGGAGAGCAUCCUGCUUUAUUACAUCUCGCGGACCGCCUCAGGGUGGAAGAAGAAGCAUUUCAAGAUGGUUACAUCUUGCCCAAUCAGGUGAAUCCAGAUCUUCUUGGUCCACCAAUGAGUAUGUCUGCAGCUUUGAGGUUUGGCUGCCUCUCUGUCAGAAAAUUUUACUGGGACAUACAAGAUGUAUAUGUCAAAAUGUAUGAAGGAGAGUCUCCUCCAUCUCACUCCCUCACAGCACAGCUCAUCUGGAGAGAGUAUUUUUACUGCAUGUCUGCUAAUAAUCCCAAGUUUGACCAAAUGAAGGAAAAUCCUAUCUGUAUUGACAUUCCCUGGUACGAUAGUAAAGAGAAGCUCUCUGCUUGGGAGGAAGGGCGAACUGGAUAUCCCUUCAUUGAUGCUUGCAUGAGACAACUUCACAAGGAAGGAUGGAUCCACCAUGUGUGUAGGACAGCAGUAGCAUGUUUUCUGACCAGAGGUGACCUGUGGAUCUCUUGGGAGGCAGGACUGAAGGUUUUCUAUAAAUACCUGAUUGAUGCAGAUUGGUCAGUAUCUGCUGGUAACUGGAUGUGGGUAAGCUCAUCUGCCUUUGAGCGACAGCUGGACUGUUCUACUUGUAUUUGCCCAGUCAACUAUGGGAGAAGAGUAGAACCCACUGGUGAUUAUAUCAGACGCUAUGUGCCUGAGUUAGCUUCAAUGCCCCAAGAAUAUAUAUUUGAACCAUGGAAGGCCCCACGCAAGUUGCAGAAGAAGGUGAAGUGUAUUAUUGGCCGUGAUUAUCCAGAACGUAUUGUUAUUCAUGAGGAAGUUUCACGGAUCAAUCGCAAGAUGAUGAAAGAGAUCAGUCUCAAAUUGAAGAGAGAAAUGCCACAUUGCUGUCCCUCCAAUCCAGAUGAAAUUAAAAAAUUUCUUCGCCUUCCUACAACUUGUUACCAUAAUGUGUGCUAAUAUAAUUCAUGAAGAACUACUAACUCGCUCAAAGAUGAGCCAAGUUCCAUACAAUUUAAUUUUCACCUUUAAAUUAGUGGUUCUUAAACUUGUUUCUUUGUGACACAGAACUUGAUCCGGUCAGGCAUGCUUGCGACCCAUACUGUACAGUAUUAUAAUUACAAAAAAUUAUUAUAUUUGUUUUGUUAGUGUGUCAGUAUAAAAGCAUUAGAGCAAUAUAAUAUAAUAUAGCUUAAACUAAUAAUAUAAUAUCAUGAAAUGUAAAUAAUGUAACUCCAAUUAAUGAGGGGAAUGACAGUGUUUUGCCUUCAAAGUGAGGUGUUGUGGCAGACAAGCUGUGUCUAUGUCAAAGAUUCGUCUUUGUCAUUAUUAAUGUUUAAGUCCUGCCUCACAAAGGUACAUGGUUAUGAAUGGUUGGAGGACUUUAAGAGCUUCAGCAGCAACGAUUACUUUUUCAUUGUACCGUAGUGUGUGACCCAGAAAGAACUGAUGGAGAUUGCUGGUUGAAACUUUGGCAGAGUAAUUCAUCAUGUUGUAUUUCUAUCAGUUGUUGCUGCAGUCAGGUUGUGCUGUCUUUAAUAUUGAAAAAGAUUAUGAACCCAGCAGUAUUUCCUGUUAUUCAGCAGGAAUAUACUGUAGUGUUUGAAUCCUUUUCUAAGAUUGUUCAAGUGCUCCAAGUUACUGCCAUGAAUGUUUGCAAACGAUGCUGAUGCAUUUUCCUCAAAGUCUUCCAACAGGUGGCUUAAGGAUGGGAAAGACCCAGUUUUUCCUUGCUCCAUUUUACUUUUCCACAACUUCAGUUUGUCCUUAAAUGAAGACUGCUUGUCAUUGAGUUUGAUGAAAAUGUGACCCCAUCCUUGCAUGGAAGCAUUCAGGCAGUUCAUUUCAUCGAAUAACUUUACAAAGUAGGCCACAUGGAGCAACCAUUUCAACUCGAGAACCUUCCCCAGACAAUUGUCCUCCGCCAACUGCCCCGAUAGGACAACUGCCCCUGGACAAUUAACCCCCAUUGCCAGUGAAUAACUGGCACAAAACAUGGAACACUAAGAAUUAAUGCUUUAUUUUCAUGUUUUAUUUGUAGUAAUAAUUAUAUACACCCACCUCUCAUUUUACGCGGGGGUUACGUUCUUGAAAACCACCACUUAAUUAAAAAACACAUAAAUUUAGCAAUUUUCCCAUAAGGAUACAUGUAAAUGGUACAGGUUAGGGGAACCAUCGUAUACCGCACAGGGUACGAACAGUGCUCUCACUUAAACCAAGCACGCAGCCAACCUCCGACACGCGCUCUCCUUUCUGAAGGCGGGUGAUCACAUUUAAUUUCAUGUCCAUUGCGAUUGUUUUUCAUGCCUUUUUAGCUUUAGGCACCCCAGAGGAGGCAGAUGGACAUUUUCCAGACAUGCUCAAUGGGAUAACAGUGUUUAACACUAAAAAGAUACGUGAUAAACACACAAUGCAAAUGAGAGCACAGAGAAAAAGUAGUGCUGGUGUGAACUGAGAAAGCGAUACGUGGGAAGCUUGCUGGACGUCGUCACAGUUGUUGUACAGAAUACUUCA
Molecule: messenger RNA, 3610 nt
Organism: Homarus americanus (American lobster)
Lineage: Eukaryota; Metazoa; Arthropoda; Malacostraca; Decapoda; Nephropidae
Gene: cry
Product: cryptochrome-1-like
Exons: 13
Coding region: 410-2056 (548 amino acids)
Biological process (GO): circadian regulation of gene expression; entrainment of circadian clock by photoperiod
Cellular component (GO): cytoplasm; nucleus
Molecular function (GO): DNA binding; FAD binding
Source: RefSeq, a predicted model, not a curated record